AGAGAGAGAGAAAUAAGGAUAAAACAACAAAAAUAUCUUAUUUGAGUUGAAAAUCUUAUCACUCUGCAAACUCACUUCUUUCUUCUUCUUCUUCUUCAGCUUAAGCUUCUUCCUUAUCCUAACAAUGAGACUUGUUAUACAACAACUCCAUUAACUACCAAACAUGGCCUUAACCGCCACCAAAUUCUCCGAAUUACCCCUCCGAAAUUCACUCCCUUUCACUUUCUCUACUCCAAAACCGUCAUUUCACAUCAUCAAACCCUUCUCUUCUCUCAAAACCACUGACCAAACCCCUAACCCAAACCCUAGAACCACCAGAUCAAAAUCAUCAUCUUCUUCUUCUUCUCCGUGGCUCAACAAGUGGCCUCCCCCGCCGGGCCGGAAACUUCCCGAAUCCACAUCUCGGGAACGGUCCGGUUUGAAAACGGAGUAUUUGGAUAGGGAUAGAGGACAAAAUGCUAUUGAGAGAAUUGUUCUUCGGUUGAGGAACCUAGGUUUGGGUUCGGACGAUGAGGAUGAGGAUGAGGACGAUGAUGUGGGAUUGGAGGGUGAGGAUGCAAUGCCGGUGGCGACUGGAGGAGAGAAGCUUGGUGAUUUGUUGCAGAGGGAGUGGAUUAGACCUGAUUUUGUUUUGGCUGAGGAAGAGGGAGGAGAGGAUGAGGAGAUGGUUUUUCCAUGGGAGAGAGAAGAGGAGAGGAGUGGUGAAGAAGAGAGAGGGGUUAGGGGUUUGGAUAAUAAGAGGAGGAUGAGAGCGCCGACUUUGGCUGAGUUGACUAUUGAGGAUGAGGAACUGAAGAGGUUGAGGAGAAUGGGAAUGUUUCUUAGGGAGAGGAUUAGUGUGCCUAAAGCUGGGCUUACUCAGGCUGUUCUUGAGAAAAUUCAUGAUAAGUGGAGGAAGGAGGAAUUGGUUAGGCUUAAGUUUCAUGAAGUUCUUGCUACUGAUAUGAAAACUGCCCAUGAGAUUGUUGAGCGUCGAACAGGAGGGUUAGUAUUAUGGAGGUCAGGAAGUGUUAUGAUCGUGUACCGUGGGAGUAACUAUGAAGGGCCUUCUAAAGUCUCACCAAAUAAUCGGGAAAGAGAUGAUAAUUUUAUCCCAGAUGUUUCUUCUGCUGAAAAUCCAAUGAGGACGAGUGAUGAUACGGCAAGUUCAAUUUCUGAAAAAAGCAACAUGGCUGUGAAAACUACAAUCCCCCUUCAGAACAUGACAGAAGAGGAAGCUGAGUUUCACAGGCUAUUGGAUGAUUUAGGUCCCCGCUUUGAUGAGUGGUGGGGUACGGGAGUAAUUCCAGUUGAUGCUGAUUUACUUCCUCAAAAGAUUCCUGGCUAUAAAACACCUUAUCGACUUCUUCCCACUGGAAUGAGAUCACGGUUGACCAAUGCUGAGAUGACUAAUUUGCGGAAACUUGCCAAGACACUUCCUUGUCAUUUUGCUCUUGGGAGAAAUAGAAAUCAUCAAGGGCUGGCAUCUGCUAUAAUCAAACUUUGGGAGAAAAGCUCGGUUGCAAAGAUUGCUGUGAAACGAGGUAUUCAGAAUACAAACAACAAACUGAUGGCUGAGGAGAUAAAAAACUUAACAGGUGGUGUUUUACUGCUCAGAAAUAAAUAUUACAUUGUCAUUUACCGUGGAAAAGACUUUCUCCCAACAACUGUAGCUACUGCUUUGGCUGAAAGACAGAAAUUGGCGAAACAGGUUCAAGAUCUUGAAGAGGAAGUGCGGGUUCAAGAGGUUGAACAAAGAAUUAAGAAGGCAACAAUGGAUGUAGUUCCAUCGGGUGAUGGAGAAGGUCAGGCACCUGCUGGUACACUGGCUGAGUUUUAUGAGGCUCAAGCAAGAUGGGGAAGGGAAGUAUCUUCGGAAGAACGUGAGAAGAUGAUUAAAGAAGCCGCCAUGGCUAAGCAUGCUAGGAUUGUCAAAAGAAUUGAACAUAAAAUGGAUGUGGCCCAAGCGAAAAAGCUUAGAGCAGAGAAGCUCUUAAGUAAAAUAGAAGCAUCAAUGAUUCCCGCAGGUCCUGAUUAUGACCAAGAAACGAUCACCGAUGAGGAACGAGUUAUGUUUCGCAGGGUUGGUUUAAGAAUGAAAGCUUACUUGCCUCUCGGAAUACGGGGUGUGUUUGAUGGUGUCAUUGAGAACAUGCACUUGCAUUGGAAGCACAGAGAACUUGUGAAACUAAUAUCGAAGCAGAAAACCCUUGCUUUUGUGGAAGAUACAGCUAGAUUGUUGGAAUUCGAGAGUGGGGGAAUAUUAGUGGCAAUAGAAAGAGUUCCAAAGGGAUAUGCUCUUAUUUAUUACCGAGGAAAGAAUUAUCGGCGUCCCAUCAGCAUUCGGCCAAGAAAUCUCUUGACAAAGGCAAAAGCAUUAAAGCGUUCUGUGGCCAUGCAGCGACACGAGGCUCUCAGUCAGCACAUAUCUGAUUUGGAGGGCGCCAUCGAGCAAAUGAAAAAUCAAAUUGAUGCUUCUCAUGAUGGAAAGAAUGACAAUAUGGUUCGCCAGAAUGAAGAAUACAUCGACAGUGAGGAUGAAGAUGAAGAUGAUGAAGCCGAAUCUGAUUGGGAGGAUGAAGAUGAAGAUGAUGAUUCGGAAGAUGACGAAGCAGAGGCAUGAAUUCUGGAGGACGAUGAAAAUGGAUAUAUUGAGAGAAUUAACAACUUCAAGUCAAGAAAAGAGAGGAAAAGAAGUCGUUGCUUUUGCAUCUUUACCAAACUGGUGAGUGAGAGGCUUCAUCAGUCGCCCCAUGUAAAAUUAAUUAUACAUUUUUAAAGUAAAUUUUUUGUAUUUUUUUUUCUUUUUCACAUAGGAAUUUAUUAGUGUAUAAUUCCUUUGUAAUCAUGCAGGAAAAUUAGUGUAUUAUUUAUCCUAUAUGGUCCAGUUUUUAUAAUUGAAUAAUUAUUUUCUAUUUUUGAAAAAAAAUAAAAGAACAUCUCAUUUUUUUG
Molecule: messenger RNA, 2931 nt
Organism: Cannabis sativa
Lineage: Eukaryota; Viridiplantae; Streptophyta; Magnoliopsida; Rosales; Cannabaceae
Product: CRM-domain containing factor CFM3, chloroplastic/mitochondrial
Exons: 10
Coding region: 164-2602 (812 amino acids)
Biological process (GO): RNA splicing, via transesterification reactions
Molecular function (GO): mRNA binding
Source: RefSeq, a predicted model, not a curated record